Cyprinus carpio (common carp) is the source of this 1537-nucleotide messenger RNA. RefSeq lists its product as uncharacterized. The coding region runs from base 200 to 1537 and encodes 445 amino acids. Lineage: Eukaryota; Metazoa; Chordata; Actinopteri; Cypriniformes; Cyprinidae. Gene Ontology annotation, molecular function: ubiquitin-protein transferase activity. The record is from RefSeq and is a predicted model, not a curated record. The transcript is spliced from 10 exons.
ACCACAGGUAAGCCAUUGAAAAUGAUUUUUAGUUAAGUACAUUGGAGCAAGAUAGUUAUUUUAAAUAUGUUUGUACAUCUAAACUAAAAUCCCUUUCCAGUUAAAUACAGCUGAGACACAGGAGAGGGCACGGCAGCUACUUGCCCUGAUUUCAUCAGUAAUUCUUCCACAAGAACAGCGACAGGGCAGCCAGUGUGAAAUGGCCAAUUCCUCCAGGCCCACAGGAAGUCAGAUUGAGCGCAGCUCCGUCCAGUAUGAAAUGGCCAGGUCCUUCCCUGGAUUGUUCCAGAAUGGUAGAAAACGGCCAUCAACCAGUGUAUCAUGCCGCUUCGCAUCAAUGAGUAACAAAAAAUGGAAACCUUUUUAUUUGAGCAUUUUUCUACUUUCGUCCAAUGACGAACUGACUCCACUUCCAUCAGAUGAACUGGCCUUCAUGCAGGCUGGAUUGGGAAAGAGGACGGUUUCUCUUGACCGUGAUCUAACGCAUGUAGAGUUGUCAAGGCUAUUGCAGGCCACCUACCCAAAAAUGGUGGAGCUGCAGGACCGGUGGCUGCUUUACAAAGCAGGAGGUGGAAAUGGGAGGAGAAAAAUGUCCGCAAUCCCCUUGGAGGCUGAGGGCUACACUGGUGCGAUGCUCCGGAAAGUUUCAGGUGGUGGGAAAGGCACUCUUUACAUAGUGCCUCUUCAGGAUGAGCUGGAUCUCUCACCACUCCCAGCAAACGCUCCAGAGUUUGCUUUGAUGCCCAAGGCCAGCUGCAAGCACUGUUUUGCAGAGAUGCCUCUCCAAAUGUUGGCUCUACAUGACCGUAAAUGUGCUAGCCACACCAGCCCAGACUUGGAGAUUAUCUCUGAUGACGACGAUGAUGUCCAAUUUCCUGAAGUUUUGCAAACUCCAGUGCCAGUGCAGACGACUAAAGAGGACCACUGCCCUCAGCAGAAAGGGGAUGUCCAGUGUCCUAUAUGUGGCAUAUCCUUCCCAGUCCUGCUUAUCGAGGAACAUGCUAGCCAUUGUGGCCAAAGAACUGAGGACACAACCUCACCUGAGAGGGAACUCCAUACUGAGACAGAUGAUAUCUCAUGUGAGGAAGAUGUGAUCAUGUGGCUCAAAUCAAAAGUGGAUACCAGCAAGACCUUUGAGCUCUGUGUGUCUCGAGAUAAUAUGUUUGAAAGAGGUCUGAAGUUAUGGAAGCGCAACAAAAAGGCUACACCAAUUAAUCCCUUGCGGAUCAAAUUCCUUGGAGAGGUGGGGAUUGAUACAGGGGCCCUUAGAAAAGAGUUUCUGACCACAAUGGUAUCUGGGAUUGAGCAACGCCUUUUUGAAGGUGUGAAGUCCAAAAUGCCCAACUAUUCUGUGAAUGACUUUGAUGAAGAGCUCUUCAGGAUUGCAGGUGAAAUCUUUGCUACAAGCAUUGCCCAAGGUGGACCUGCACCACGUUUCCUCCAGCGGUGGUGCUACAACUUUCUAGUAUCUGGCAAGCUCUCAUUGGAUCAAGUCCUGGACCCGAGCUUAUCACCGCUAAUAACAACAGUGUUUUAA